AUGAUCGAAAAGGAGGAUCAGCUCAAGAUGUUCGCAAAGGAACCCAAGGAAGACCAGCUCAAGAUACUUGACUUGGAAGGUCAGGUGCAGGGAUGGGCUCACACUUAUUCGGGCAUUCAAGUCCAACACCACAACUUGCACGCGGAGAACAUCUCCAAUUACAACAUUACUUGUGUGCCAAAGGUUUGGCUCCUCCUCUCUGGGCUCUAUCGUUCCUUGAAAUAUGUUCGCCCCAGCAUGCUGAACAUGCUUCAGCGUUCAGCCGGCGACUGCUGGUUUGUGACUCUGCUGGUCUCCUCUUAUGAUGGCAUAGAUCUUGCGAUUCUUCAGGAUGACUACCAGUUUUUCCAGGGACGCUUUAGUUUUGUCUCAGUGAUUCGCUCUGGCAUUGCGAAACCCAAAGGAUAUGCCUACGCUGUCCACUGGCAUGGCUGCUGGUGGAUCGCGCAACAGAUUCGAGAAGCGUUGAAAGGGAAAGCAGCCAUGGACCCAAGUAGCACCAUCGUACUUCGCCAUCGGCCCGACGAGUGCUUUCGUCACUGCUUCGACGUGGAGGCUGCGGCCGCCGCCUUCACGCGGUGGCGGUACUUGAUUUUGGGGCAGCCUAUCUCUGCCGACAACGGCCUCACCACCAACUGGGCCACCUACAGCAACCUCAUUGCACCUGGCCUUGCAGCGAAUCGAAGCAGCAACUUGUUUCUCAGCGCCAUGUCGGCCAGCUGGUCCAAGAGCGAAUACUGCAACGGGAUGUUGGAUCCCGGGGAGUGUGACCAUGGAAUCCCAUAUUGCCUCAUGAACAAGAACACUGCGCCCUGCCGACCUCCGGUUCUGCUGAGUUGGCAGCAGCAUUGCCUGUGCCGCUUGCAAGGGAAAGGGUCCAGCGAAACCUCGCUCUGUAUUGAUCGAAAGCCACCAGAUUUGCCGCUUGACGCCUGCAUGGACAUCACCAAGGGCACCAAAUGCAUCCUGCCCAGGAGCGGUUGGCAAAAGCUGCCUCAGCAGCUCUUACCACCUGCGUGGCAGCUGAAAGGUGGCCUCAAGGAUUCGGGGAAUGUGGCCUACAUGCGGCCCACGUCGAAGAAGGGUUACCAGACUUGCAAGGCAGGGCGAGAUCUGUGA
Durusdinium trenchii is the source of this 1119-nucleotide messenger RNA. The record is from the annotation of a GenBank genome assembly. NCBI's taxonomy places the organism in Eukaryota, Dinophyceae, Suessiales, Symbiodiniaceae.